UUCUUUUUAUAUCCGAUGCUGGUGGGGAUCGAACCUAGGGUUCUUGCGACGGAGAGAGGGCGGCUGGCGAUUUGGCGGCGGCGGUGGCGAUGUCGUCGUCGUCGUCGUCGAUUGCUUCCUCCCGUUCACGCGGCGGAGGGACUCGACGGAGAGUGGCUGCAGUUAGGUCGCCAGUGCCCUAUCGGGAGCAGCCCAUGGACUACGAGCCAGCGGUUUUCUGCGAGCGCUGCGGGCGGAAGGCGCCGCGGUGGAUAUCAUGGAGUCCGGCGAACCCAGGAAGGAGAUAUUACGCCUGCGUUGAAGCUCAGACAACACGGUUUCAUCCAGUGGCAUGACAAUCCUACAUCUCCAUUUCUUCGUGGAUUGCUGGGAGAUCUUCGUGAUAGGGUCUGGAAUCUUGAGGAGUUUGUAGCUGCAUUAGGUGAUGGACAUGAUGGUGCUUUCGGUGUGGAACUCCAGAAGAAAAAUGAAGAAAAUGCAGUGGCAAGUGCUGGAGUAUUAGUUUGUAAGAAAUGUGUUAGUAAAUGGAUGAUGUUGUUUUGUGGCAUCAUGCUAUUUCUCUCUGGUUUAUCUGUAGGGAUGUUCUUAUCUUAGUUUAUGUGGUUGUGAGGCAGCAAUGUACUGAAUUUAAAUCCUAGAUCUUGACAAAAUGUGUAGUGGAUGUCAGGAAGUGUACUGAUAAUCAGUUUGCGAAGACUGCCAUUUGUCUGAAAUAAAAUUCAGUUUG
Molecule: messenger RNA, 727 nt
Organism: Triticum dicoccoides
Lineage: Eukaryota; Viridiplantae; Streptophyta; Magnoliopsida; Poales; Poaceae
Exons: 2
Coding region: 16-594 (192 amino acids)
Source: RefSeq, a predicted model, not a curated record